Harmonia axyridis is the source of this 3208-nucleotide messenger RNA. RefSeq names its product putative leucine-rich repeat-containing protein DDB_G0290503 (gene asl). Lineage: Eukaryota; Metazoa; Arthropoda; Insecta; Coleoptera; Coccinellidae. The record is from RefSeq and is a predicted model, not a curated record. Bases 79 to 3045 code for a protein of 988 amino acids. The transcript is spliced from 11 exons.
UUAUUUCUCAUAAAAAAUACAUAAAUGUCAGAAUUUGAAUUUUUCAAACAUUGGUUGUUUUCGUAGUUAAUUUUUGAAAUGGAUGAUCCUGGAAUUAGCCUUUUUCAAGGAAAAGGUCUUGAUAUUGUAGAUAAUAAUGAGAAUCAAGAGGAAGCAGAAGAUUUAGAGGAGCAAAUUAGAAGACGCGAAGAGCUACAAAAUUUGUUAAUUAAUGCCCUAGAUGAAUAUAAGUAUGAUGAUAGUACCAUAAAUUCUUCUACCAAUAUUUCGGUAGCUUCCGCUGAGUAUAUAGACCAGGCAUAUAAAGAUGUUCAAACGCCUUAUGAACAACUCAAACUGCUAUAUGAUAUAAGAAUGAAGGAAAUUCAAACUUUAAAGGAGGAAUUUGAUGGAUAUAAGGAGAGUACUAUGAAAGAAAUUGAUAGCCUGAAGCGUAGAUUAACUUUACAAGAAGCAGAAACAUCUCAAGUUGAAAUAUCAUUAAGGAAUACUAAGUCUUUAUUGGUUGAGAAAGUGGAUAUUAUUGCUGAGCAAGAAAAGACUAUAUCUACUAAAGAUGAUCAAAUUAAUUCUUUACAAAAAAUUGUGGAACAGUUGGAAUAUGAUGUAGAAGCUUACAAAUCAACUGUGGAAGAAUUGCAACUCAAAUUCAAAAUGGAAACUGGUCCUUUUAAUGUAGCUGCCAGGGUAUUCAAUGUAGAAGAAUUGCAAAACAACCACAAAGAGCAAAUUGCAAAAUUAGACAGUGUGCUUGAAGAACAGAGAAAAAAGAUUGAAAUUUUAGAAAAAGAUCGAAUAAUUAUGGAAAAUGAUCUCAAAAGGGCAAUUGAAAAUAGCAAUGAGAAUGAAUUUCUCCAGAAUAAUACAAUAAAAUUAUUGAAUAACAAUAUAGAAAGUGCCCAAAACCAGUGUAAAGAUUUGUUGAGUUUAGUAGAGAUGUUAACAAAGGAAAAUGAGCAUUACAGAAAUAGAAUACAUAAACUUGAAUCCGAAGAACCUAUUUUACUCUCAAAUUCUUUCAAAAGAAAAUCUUUAGAUUAUGAGACACUAGUUGUUCACAAUGAAAGAUUAAAGAAAAUGCUUCUAGAUAAAGAUGUUGAAGUAACCACUCUAAGAUCAAAAACAAAGUUUUAUGAAAAUGAUAUAAAGGAAUUGUUGGAAUAUAGAAAUAUUAAGAACUCGACGUUACCAAAAAUACAAUGUAGUAGACCAGAACAUAGUCAAAUUAUAGAGAUUGCAGAAAUUGAAAUGAAAAAAAUGCAAGAUGCUCUAAUUGAGAAGCAACAAGAUGUAGAACAACUAACCUCGAUAAAUACCGAGUUAGAAGAUAAAAUAGAAAAUAUGAUAAAACAAACAAGAACCGAUUUAGAAAAUCUUUCCAAUAAGUAUAAAUUACCGGAACUUGAGACAAUGAAUGAGGAACUGGUAAAUGCUCAGGAAAAAAUUGAGUUGUUACAAAAAAAAUUGUCUGCCACCGAAGCAGAACUGGAACAUGUGAAAUCAAAAAUAUGCGACAAUGAUUCAAAUGAUUUGAAGCAAAAACUGGAAGAAAGUGAAAAAAAGUUACUAGCUUUAGAAAAAACCAUGAAAGAUCCAAAUGAUAACGAUAAGAAAGGAACAGUUUUAUUAAACGAGAACAAUAUGUUGAAAAAAGAAAGACAAGAACUAUUGGAAGCAAUUAAAGAUUUGGAACAUUUCAGAUCAAAUUAUGAUUCAUUGAAUAAAGAAUACAUUCAACUCACAGAGCAACUAAAAGAACUUAACGAUAACGAAAAUAAAGAAACGAAAGAAUUAUCUAUUCUACGUUCAGAUUUGGAAAACUUCUUGAAUAUUUACAACAAACAAACAUUAGAUAAAAAAUUCAUCGAAGUAAAAAUCACAAGUUGGAUAAAUCAAGUGAAUUUAAACUGCAUGUUGAUGAGAAAAUUCAAAGAAUCUGAAUCGUGUUGGAAAAAAGAAGCUGAAGAAUCGAAUAUCAACUUGAGAGAAUCAGAAAAGGAAGUGGGAAAACUCACAGAACUGAUUGAGGAACUCAACAACUCGAAAACAUUAAUGGAAGGUGAGAAAAAAAGUAUAGAAAUCGAGCUGAAGAACACGAAAAAUGAAUUUUUGAAAAAAAUCAAGGAGUACGAUAUUUUGUUGAACGAACUCAAUGACAAGAACAAGGAGCUGUGUAAUUUGAGAAACGAAUUGGAAGUAUUGAAAAAUGAAGAUAAAAAUGCGACAAUUCAAACUUUGGAAGAUGCUUCCCAACAUUUGGAGGAGGCAAAAUCCGAACUGUUGAAAUACCAAAACGCCUUAUCCGAAAAAGGCGAAUUAUUGACAAAAUACGAAUCUAAUAUCAAGCAAUUGGAACUUGAACUGAAGUCUGCAAAAAAAGAUCUGGAAUUGUCGGAAAACGAAGUUGAAAAGUUGCAGAAGACUGUGAAGGACUUAUUAGACAAUAAUCUUGGUGUGAAGACUAUGGAAGAUGGAGAUAAACGUUCCUUAGAAGAUGAGUCUCUGUUUAAAGUGAGACUUUUGAAAGCCGAAGUCACAAUUCAAGAGCAACUGCGAAAGGAAUACGAACGGAAAGUGGCAAAAAUCGAAGAUACAUAUAAAAAUAUAUUCGAAUCUAAUCAACAAAAACUGAAUCAAUUCAAGGAGCAGGAAAAGACGCAUCGUGAGCAAUUAUCGGAACUUCUGAAUAAGUACGCUCAGAUAAUGUCUCCGGUACAAAAAGAAAACAAUGAUUUGAAAGAGCGUUUGAGCCAAGUCGAGGUAGACUAUGCUGAAUUGAAGAAAUUCGUACAAAUAUCGAAGAACGAAUACAACUUUAUGAUUCAACAAAUGCAAAAAGAGACUGAGAAAGAAGUCGAUGCUUGGAAAACAUGGGCUAAGAGUUUUGUUCAGGCUUGUCUUAAUUUGGAGAAAAUCAAUGCCCAAUCUAGGCAUACAGUUCUGAAUUCGCUGAAAGAAUGUGAUCAACAGGUGCAAUCGAUAGAUAAGUAUUUUGACGAAAAGAUUAGACAGUUCAAGAAAAAAUACCUGGCCAAAACAAAAUAAGAAUUGAAUACUUUUUUGAAUCUCUGUGAUGUAUAUAUUUCAUUGUUUGAACAUUUCAAAAGCACUGUUGAGGUGUGCAUUGAUAGUUAUUUAUUUUAUUAAUUUUUUUAACAUUUGAUCGUUACUGUUGCAUAUAAAGAUUUCAAUAAACAGUUAAUUAUAA